AUGUAUACACGCACUUCUGCAUUCAUUCGGACUUCCAACUUUUCAACUUCAGUACCUGGUCUUGGACGUGGAGGUUCUGGGCCAAUUUCACUUGGUGGAAAAACUUUCACCUUUGGAGAAACGCUAUGGCUUAAACAAGGUCGCGAGAGUCCACAAACAAAUUCAAGUCCUCAGCCUGGUCAGUUUGAUGACGCAGAAGAAGAACGCGAAGCAUUAAAAACUUUGUCCGAAAAAUUAAUAGUUGGUGAGAAAGACUUAUCAAACUAUGGUGGUGAAAAGGAAUUAAGACGAGAAUCUAAAUACCGACGUCCAUCAGAAUAUGACGUAGAGGUGCAAAGACAGAAGUCAAGAAAUCCUAGAGAUACGCAACAGCGAGAGACGGGAACUAUACGAGCUAGAUCUAAUUUGCGAUCAACAGCUUUUAAAAAGAAACAACAUAAACAUAUAGAUAAUUUGAAACAAAUUCAAGCAAAAGAAUUUAUUGCGGAAGACAUUAAUUGGACAAAUUUCGUUACUUCACAAAUUACUUCUUUAGAGAGCAAAGAAGAAGAAGAAGCAUUUAGAUUAGAGCUGAAAGGUGGAGAUUAUGAUCGGUAUCUUUCUGUUCCUGCAUCAAUUCAGAAUAUAAGAGAGAAUGAUAACGUAACGAAUCAAUUCGAAUCAAUACGAAUAUUGAUUGGACAAAACCCGUCUUAUACUCUAAGUGACAAAAAGAUUUUCUAUGAAACGUUGGCACGAAGCUUGAAACCUUUGAUUGAAAAUAAAACAAAUCCAUAA
Cetraspora pellucida is the source of this 777-nucleotide messenger RNA. Lineage: Eukaryota; Fungi; Glomeromycota; Glomeromycetes; Diversisporales; Gigasporaceae. The record is from the annotation of a GenBank genome assembly.